CCUGUUUUAGUUGGUGUUAAAGAGCGUAGCGGGAGGAGGAGUUAGGAGCGUGUGGAGAGGUCGUCAGGUUGGUGGCCAAAAUAAACCAGUGACAAGACGGUGGUGUGGCGGCUGGCGGGUGUGUCCUGGGCGUCCCUCUCCCUGCUGCUUCAACUAUGGCUUCACAGGAUGUUCUCUGUCUGUCUCUAGAUGAUAUCAUCAAAAUGAAAAACAGGGGUCGUGGUGGGAGAGGUGCAAGAAGAGGAAGGGGUCGUGGUAGAGGAGCAACAGCUGGAAGAGAUGCAGGAUUCUUGAGGGGCGACAAUGUGGAUGGCAGUGGAAUCAGAGGGCGAGGAAGGGGUGCUCGUGUUCUAUCCACAAAAAUUGGUGCCAUGGGCUCGCUGCGGGAUCAAAGUAGAGGGCGAAGAGGUGGAUUAGUUUCCCGUGCAAGAGGAGCCUUGGUGGCACGUACAGGAAGAAUUAACACAAGAGGAGGAAGAGGCAUUAAUGCAAGAGGAGGAAGAGGCAUUAAUUCAAGAGGAGGAAGAGGCAUUAAUGCAAGAGGAGGAAGAGGCACUAAUGCUAGAGGAGGAAGAGGCACUAAUGCAAGAGGAGGAAGAGGCAUUAAUGGUAGAGGAGGAAGAGGCACUAAUGCAAGAGGAGGAAGAGGCACUAAUGCAAGAGGAGGAAGAGGCAUUAAUGCUAGAGGAGGAAGAGGCAUUAAUACUAGAGGAGGAAGAGGCAUUAAUGCCAGAGGAAGAGGAGAAAGUAUUAUUAACAGAUUAGGACAAGGAAGAAUAGCAAACCCUAAAGAAGAAUCAAGUAGUUUUGAGUACGAACAUCAGGAAACCUAUCAACAAAUGAUCGAUAAGAAUCGAGCAUUCAGCCAACAAAUUGCCAGAAGAAAAAUUCAGCAAGCACGCAGGACAUUAGCAAUGUCACAGCAGAACAACAGGAAUCAGGCAAGACAUAAUAUUGUUGAUGCAAGAAGAGGAAUUGCAGAAGGAAUGAAGCAGACCAAAGGGAACUUGGGAACACCACUGAGAGUGCGUGUUGGCAGUGGAACCAUUGUAAGGGGACUUCGCUCAGACCAGCUUUUGCUUCACAAGAUGAAACACUCCUACAAUACUCCUGAUGCAAGAUUGGACAGUAUAGACACAUUCAAAGAAAAAAGUGUUGGUAAUGACUCUCCAAGGGGAGCAAGUUCAGUAGUGUCUCACUCAUCUCAAUGGGGAUUGACAGUCAGUAUAAAAAACAAUAUUGCUUCACUACACUCACAGAACAAUGGCACUGUUUCCCGAAGUAGACCACGUCUUAACAGAAACAGAAUGAAUCAAUUCCAAUCCAGAAACUAUGCUCCAGGGACUUUUACAGUUGUAAAUGAUCAUGUCUACCAUCCUCCAGAGCCACCAUUUAAUUUAUCUCGAGAGCCUCCCAGAAAAUUAACUAAGCGCAAUAUUAUUUCAAAGCGGGAUCCAAGAGCUAGAAUGGCAGUGUCCAUGGUGAAUAUACCUCCAGAAAAUGUGAGGACCAUUCCUGAACCCCAUCGGCAAAUAUUAGAUCCCAAAGUUCAAAAAGAAAUAGCAAUGCUGCAAGGCAAAGAUGAAAUAUCUUUGAACAAUGGUCCAGGUCCAGGAGUGAAGGGGUUCAGACAUAUACCCAGCCAAACCACACGCUCCCUUAAUGAACGCUUUACUGAAGAAAGAAUAGUAACAGCCUAACCUUGUUUUGAAUGUCUUGGUGUAAAAAGCAUUAUAUUUAAGAUUAAAGACGAAAAUGGUACUUAAUUACAAAAUGGUUAUAUUAUUUUCUUACACCUUUAGGAUAUUUUUAAUUCAAUAAUUUUUUGCAGUUUAAUGGUCUACACAUCUAGGUGUAAUGUAUUUAUUUUGUUAUUCAGUAUAAAUACUAUAUAGUGUAUUCUUAUUUUAAUAUAUAAACAUUUUGGGAAAUACUUAGUCAUGACAAUUUGCAGAUUGCAAGGGGUCUUGUUCUUCACUUUAAUUACAGAAUGCCUCUGUUUUAAGCAUUGGCAAAAUACAAUGACAUUUAAUGUCAUCAAUUUUGUAUGUACUGUAGUUUUAAGAAAUUGAAAUACUGUACAAUCUUUUCAUACUGUAGAUAUAUGUGAAUAAAUGCAGACAGUUUAAUUUA
Messenger RNA from Procambarus clarkii (red swamp crayfish), 2133 nucleotides. RefSeq lists its product as uncharacterized. The record is from RefSeq and is a predicted model, not a curated record. NCBI's taxonomy places the organism in Eukaryota, Metazoa, Arthropoda, Malacostraca, Decapoda, Cambaridae.